AGCUGUCCUUCAGGGUGUGGAUGUGUGGUGGGAGCCUGGAGAUUCUGCCCUGCAGCAGGGUGGGACACGUCUUCAGGAAGCGACAUCCCUACGACUUCCCAGAGGGCAAUGCUCUCACAUACAUCAAGAACACACGUCGAGCAGCAGAGGUGUGGAUGGAUGAGUAUAAACAGUACUACUACUCAGCGAGGCCCUCAGCGCAGGGCAAGGCCUUUGGCAGCAUUGCGGAGCGUCUGACUCUGAGACGCAAACUGAACUGCAAGUCCUUCCGUUGGUAUAUGGAGAACGUUUACCCUGAACUAAGGAUCCCCGAGCAGGAUGCAGUGUCCAGUGUGUUGAGGCAGGGAGGACUGUGUCUGGAGAGCCUUGGUGCAGACAGCCUGGGUCUGGCAGAGUGUAGAGGCACUGGAGCGAUUAGGCCGCAGUCACAGAGAUGGCAGCUGGUGGAGCCUCUCCUACGCCAGCAGGACCUGUGUCUCGCCAUCACAGCUUUUACUGCCGGGUCAAAGGUCAAGAUGGAACCCUGCAGCAACAAGGAGCCCCGACAG
Molecule: messenger RNA, 548 nt
Organism: Oncorhynchus nerka (sockeye salmon)
Lineage: Eukaryota; Metazoa; Chordata; Actinopteri; Salmoniformes; Salmonidae
Product: polypeptide N-acetylgalactosaminyltransferase 16-like
Exons: 4
Biological process (GO): protein O-linked glycosylation
Cellular component (GO): Golgi apparatus
Molecular function (GO): polypeptide N-acetylgalactosaminyltransferase activity
Source: RefSeq, a predicted model, not a curated record